Camelina sativa (false flax) is the source of this 767-nucleotide messenger RNA. RefSeq names its product transcription factor bHLH160-like. The record is from RefSeq and is a predicted model, not a curated record. Lineage: Eukaryota; Viridiplantae; Streptophyta; Magnoliopsida; Brassicales; Brassicaceae. Gene Ontology annotation, biological process: regulation of transcription by RNA polymerase II. Gene Ontology annotation, cellular component: RNA polymerase II transcription regulator complex. Gene Ontology annotation, molecular function: RNA polymerase II transcription regulatory region sequence-specific DNA binding; DNA-binding transcription factor activity, RNA polymerase II-specific; protein dimerization activity.
UUUUCUAUGACAACCUCUGCAUUCUUACAAAGAAGCACCACAAUGGAGAAGAUGAAUCAGAAACAAACAUCGAGAAGGAGUCCGCAGAGAAGGACACUUGUCAAUCACAAAGAAAAAGGAAAGAACCAAUUUUGCAUGAAGUUGAUGGCUCCUCAAGUGGUGCAGCUGCAGCAAAGAAACUAGACCAUAACGCCAAGGAGCGUCUUAGGAGGAUGAGACUUCAUGCCUCUUACCUCACUCUCGGCACUCUUCUUCCUGAUCACUCUUCUUCUUCCAAGAAGAAAUGGUCUGCACCGUCUAUCAUCGAUAAUGCAAUAACUUACAUUCCCAAGCUGCAAAAUGAAGUUGGAGAGCUAACUCUAAGAAAGCAGAAACUUGUGGAGUUAGAGAGACGAGGUCCUUCCAUUCGAGCAAUCUUGGUUCUUGAGUUGGGAGAAUCAGGUUAUGAGGCUGUUGUACAGAUAUGCUUGAAGAAGGAAAACGAAGACGAGUUCUCGAACCUCCUUCAUGUAAUGGAGGUGCAAGGUUUGAGUAUUUUAAGUGCUUCUACUUCUCUAGUUUGCCGAGAGCAAAGGGUGGUUUGCUAUAAUUUUCAUGUCAAGGUGUGUCUCCUCUUUGUCUUCUUCAUUUCUCUUUGAUUUUAUGUUUGUAUAGAAUAUAGACAUUGUGCUAGUUAGCAAGAUUCAUAGCGUAUAUAGGUUUUAGAGAUAUAAGUAAGGAUGUAACUUUCCUUCUCCAAACAAUACAUGUUUAGAGUCCAUAUCUUG